Molecule: messenger RNA, 2567 nt
Organism: Homalodisca vitripennis (glassy-winged sharpshooter)
Lineage: Eukaryota; Metazoa; Arthropoda; Insecta; Hemiptera; Cicadellidae
Product: DNA ligase 1-like
Exons: 8
Coding region: 33-2552 (839 amino acids)
Source: RefSeq, a predicted model, not a curated record
UAGUGUUCUAUUAUAGAAUAUAAUUUUUCAGAAUGGGUGGAGAAGAUACGGAUAAAAUCAUUCGUAUUCCUGGAGAAACAUUGCUUAUUAAAGUUACUCCAGAAGAAGUGCAGUAUCGAAACAAAUAUCUUCCAGAUCCCAAAAAAUUAACGGAUGAAAAGUUAGUAUGCACAGUUUGUUCCGUUUCUCUUGCUCAGGAUAUUCAUAAAGGAAAGCAGAUUUAUAUCCAUAGAUGUCUCCAGGUUCUCGUUUGUGAGUCUUGUUUUACCUUCUAUGGAGAUGGAUGUUUCUCAGCAGAUGAGGAUGGAGAUGACAAAUACUGUCGUUGGUGUGGACAAGGAGGCACUCUCUUCCUAUGCUCAGCUUGUACCUGCGCCUUUUGUCAGAAAUGUGUAAAAUUAAAUCUGAAAGCGUCAGUACUGGCCGAACUGGACAAUGAUGACUGGAAGUGCUACAUAUGUAACCCGCGGCCUCUGUUUGGUAGUAGAGCCAUAUGUUGGGGUGCAGAAGAACUUAAUAAGAUUGGCAAGGAAAGAGAACUGGAAAAGACAAAGAAACAAAAAGAGAAAUUAGAAAAACUUGAAGAAAAGAAGAAAGAAGAGACAUUAAGAAAGUCCCGAAAACAAUCAUCUAGUGAGGAUGAAGUGACUUCAAAGAAAAGAAAAAGUAGAGCGAAUAAUAGUGACAGUUCUCCUGAAGUAAUGCCUUCUAAGCGACCAAAGCGUACUUCUUUAGAAACUAGAAAUUUAAAUGGAAGUCUUUCAAGGAAGAAAAAAAAAGAUUCUAGUUCAGAUGAUGAGAGUUCGGAAGAUAAUAAGAAAAUGACUAGACGUUCCAGCAGUAGGAAUAAGAAAAAUAAAAAAAUCACUGCUGAUUCCAGUUCUGAAGAUGAGAACUCAGAUAUUAAAAAUCGGCGUAAAACUAAAACUAAAAAGAAAAAGGCCAAAAAUAGUUCUGAUGACUCGUCAGAUGGAGAGUAUAAAAUUUCUAAAAGAAAAUCUAUUAAGAAAGCUCCUGACAGCUCUGAUGAUGAUGAUUCAUCUGAUGAAAAACACACCAAAAAGAAAAAGUUGGCAAAGAAAAAGAAAGAAAACAUAUCAGAUUUGUCAUCUGACGAAAAGAAGAAAAAAGUCAAAAAAUACAAGGAUGAAUCGAGUGAAGAAUCAGCUGAUGAUAAACUGAAGAAAUCAAAAAAGCUAAGAAAAAAGAAAGAUGAAAGUUCUGACAGUGAUUCAGAUGAUAAAUCAAAAAAAGAUCAGAAAAAGUCUAAAUUUAAGAAUAGUGAUGACCGAAAAAAGAAUGAAAUAAAUUCUGAUGGUGGUGAAGAUGUGAAGAAAAAGAAAAAUGAAACAAUACUUGAAGAAAAGUCUGAAGAAACUCGAUCAAAAGAUGGCACUAAUGCAGUUGACAAUUUGGUUAAAAAGAGGAUCAAAUUGGCUAUAUUGUGGUUAGAUACUGCAAUCAAAGAUAUUGCUGAACUUGGUAGCCUAAUUUCAUUAAGAGCAACAAAAUUUGCAAAAAAGAAAAUAAACAGUGAAAAUCUAAAGUCUUAUGAAGAUGUUUUGAAUACAGUUAGUAAGCUGAAGCAACUUAUGAGUGGUAUUCAUUCAAAUUAUGAUCAUAUUGAAAAAAAUCUGGAUGCCCAGUUAAAACCAUGGAAAAUUUUGACUGGAGUUGAAGAAUCUGAGACUGAGAAACCUGUUGAAGAAGAAACAAGACUUUCUGCUGAUGGUAGUGUUUCAGAACCACAAAAUAUCUCUGGCAACUCACUUGAUGAUAACAACAAAAAGCAAAUUGCUGAGAAUAAUCCUUCUGACGUACCAAAUAGUACAUUAGCCGUUGAAAUGGCAACAAGUAUUUGUGAUGAAAAAGUGGAAACAAAACUUGGCAAUGAAAGUAAUAAUUUAGAUCUUAAAUGGGAUAAUCUUUCAGUUGAUGAAGAUUCUGAUAAUGACAAUCUCAAAGUGUCGGAAGCAAUUACAAAAGCUAGUGAAACUCUUGAUAAAUUGAAUGAUCAAGAGGAGGAUCUACAAAGAAGCAAAGAUAAUAUUCAUGACAACCAUAAAUCUUCUGAAGUAGAAAGCAAAGAUGAUAGUAAAAAGGUGGAUGAUGCUAUCGAAUCUUUAAGUAAAAAAAAUGUCAGUAAUGUGGAUGAUAGUUCAAAAGGUUCUCAAAGUGAUUCAGAUGAGAAAAAUUCUAACUCAGAGAAACAGAAGUCUAGAAAGAGUGGUUACAAAAAUCUUUUGGGAUCAAGCAAGACAGAUUACAUAAACCAGGAAACCAAAGGUAAUAAAGAAAAUGAGGAUGUUUCAAAAACUCCACAAACCACAAAAACCGUUACUGAAGGUGUGAACAGUGAUUCUGAAAUAUCAAAUAAAAAGAAGAAGCCACUGCGUAAGUCUUGUUUAAAGAAGGAAAGAAAAGAAAAAAUUGGAGAAGAUUCCAUAAACGGGGGUUCAUCACUAAAAGAAAGUCCACGGAGGGAUUUAAAAGAAAAAAGUCAAUGUACAGGUAAUUUAUUAUCCAAUUUGAAAAUUUAUUUGGAAUUAUAAUAAAUAGCUUAUUUU